Agrilus planipennis (emerald ash borer) is the source of this 757-nucleotide messenger RNA. RefSeq names its product endocuticle structural glycoprotein SgAbd-4-like. The record is from RefSeq and is a predicted model, not a curated record. Lineage: Eukaryota; Metazoa; Arthropoda; Insecta; Coleoptera; Buprestidae. The transcript has 2 exons. Bases 161 to 655 code for a protein of 164 amino acids. Gene Ontology annotation, molecular function: structural constituent of chitin-based larval cuticle. Gene Ontology annotation, cellular component: chitin-based extracellular matrix.
UUCUUUGAUGUAAAAUUAUUCCGUUUUUACGUAGUAGGGGUUAUACCUAACUAUUGUCAGGUAUAAAUAUCUGAUUUAUUUUGUUAACGAUCAGAAAAUCCAGUGAUACCUCUAGUGAUACUUACAGUGCUAACGAUACCUCUACUUUGAUUUAUUCAAGAUGAUAGCGUUUGUAUUUCCCUGCCUUUUCGCCUUUGCAUUUGGCGCAAGGUUAGAUAAUGCUUUCUAUAAUCCAAAUGUCCUGGCGUACUCAGGAUCACCGACUCCUAGGCCUCUAGAACCUCAAACGUUCCACAAUAUUAUCCCUAUUUUACGCUACAGUAGCGAUAAUAAUGAAGACGGCAACUACCGGUUCGCAUAUGAAACUGGUAACGGGAUUGCUGUGCAAGAAAAUGGACAUCUUUCAGGAUCGGUUCCCGAAGGACCAGCCGUUGUAUCUGAUGGUAGCUUCUCAUACACUGGACCUGAUGGACAUACAUACAGUAUUUCUUACACCGCUGAUGAGAAUGGUUUCCGACCUGUAGGAGCGCAUAUCCCCACUCCUCCACCUAUUCCGGAAGCAAUUGCUAAAUCGCUGAUAGAAAAUGCCAGAAGUGGAAAUGACGCUGAUAAUGGUCAAUAUCGUCCUUCAGUUAUUCCUGCUUAUAGAUUUUAAUUUACUUAUUUACUUAUUUUUUCUGAGAAAACGGCAGUGAAUAUUUAGUCAUUUAUACUCUAUAUAUAUUGUUAUUUAUAAAUAAAUAAACCAAAUGCAAUU